AACCUGCAGUAGCUCACCUUUGUCUCUGGCCGUGCCUGUCUGCGACGGAGCUGCGCAGUGGCUCUGUAGCGGUCUGUCUACAGACCCAGCAGGAUCUCGCGAGAACGGCGGCGUGGCUGGCUGGCUGUGGGGUUGCAGCAGACAGAGGGAGAAGGCAGGCAGCAUCAUGGCGGACAGAGACAGUGGAAGUGAGCAGGGAGGAGCAGCCACGGGCCCGGGCGUCGGUUCUUUGCACCCAGUGACAGGAGGGGCGGGCUCGGCUUCCGGGCUGCAGCACGAGACGCAGGAGCUCGCCUCGAAGCGGGUUGACAUCCAGAACAAGCGGUUCUACCUGGACGUAAAACAGAACGCGAAGGGCCGCUUCUUGAAGAUAGCCGAGGUCGGGGCCGGGGGAAACAAGAGCCGCCUCACUCUCUCCAUGUCCGUGGCGGUCGAGUUCCGCGACUACCUGGGGGACUUCAUCGAACACUAUGCCCAGCUGGGGCCGAGCAAUCCGGACAUCGCGCAGGACGAGCCACGGCGGGCGCUAAAGAGCGAAUUCCUGGUGCGGGAGAAUCGGAAAUACUACAUGGAUCUGAAAGAGAACCAGAGGGGCCGGUUCCUGAGGAUCCGACAGACCGUGAACCGGGGCCCCGGACUGGGAUCCACGCAAGGCCAGACGAUCGCUCUUCCUGCCCAGGGACUUAUCGAGUUUCGCGACGCUCUGGCCAAGCUAAUCGACGACUACGGGGUGGAGGACGAGCCCGCGGAGUUGCCCGAGGGGACCUCCUUGACUGUGGACAACAAGCGGUUCUUCUUCGACGUGGGUUCGAAUAAGUACGGGGUCUUCAUGCGGGUCAGCGAGGUGAAACCGACGUACCGCAACUCCAUCACGGUGCCCUACAAAGUGUGGUCUAAAUUCGGUAACACUUUCUGUAAAUACGCGGAGGAGAUGAAGAAGAUCCAGGAGAAGCAGCGGGAGAAAAGGGCAUGCGAGCUGCAGCAGCAGCAGCAGCAGCAGGAGGAACACGCCGACGAUGGAGACGAAGAUUGAUAAACAGAGUAAAAACAUGCAAAAAAGAGAAAAAAAGAAACAAAAUCACAAAAAAGAGAGAAAUUAUAAUUAAAAAGAACUUUACUGUAAAAAGAAAGAAACAUAAAGAUUAUAAACUGUAUCUGUUUAACUCCAAGGGAGCACCGCCCACAAACCCACAGACUGACAGUACAGACUUGUUGUCACUCAUCGCUGGAUGUUACCCACCUACCCACCAUUAAAACAGUAAGCAGCUGCUAAAAAACAGAGUAAUAACAUUAUCUAUGAACUGUGUUUCCUACUUGAUUAAAAUGAUAAAGAACUGAGUGUUUAUUUCCCUAAUUAACCGAGAACUUUUGUACGCGUUCGAGCUAUUAAAAAAGUGUUCGCAAUGUUCAAAUGGAAAUAUUGCCGAGUUAUGAGAACCAAGUCCCUUUCGUGUGAGCUAACGUUUGAAUUCUUCAGCACAAAGCAGAUGUUUUAGUUUUGUUUUCUUUGUUUUUUUUGUUUUUGUUUUUAACCAAAACGUAAAACCUUUUUAAAAGAGGUUGUCAUAGUAAACUUGCCACCAUAUUUACUUGUGAAUAGAAGUGUGUGUGUGUAUAUAUGUGUAUGUAUGUAUACACACACUCGCACAAAUCUCAGAACAUGUACCUGAGGGCCAGGCAUCAAGUCGGAGCUCUUGAAAUGUCACGCAGUCUGUAACUUUAAAGGUACUUUGGCAAUUGCACGCAAGGUAACAUACAAUACACAUUGCAUUAGAGCUGUGCACAUAUUCAACCGGUCUGUGAAUCCUCUGUCAACAUGAAGACAUUUAAAUGAAAAAAAAAACAUUUCAAGAGGUGUUAGGAUUUCAUUUGGUUUGUUUUGAUUGAACUUGUAGUUAUGCAGAUGAGGAGUGUGCUAUACCUUUGUGUCAACCUGUCAUGCGAUGUGUUAAAAACGUACCUGACUCUCCUGAUUAAGUGCAGAGACAACAUGCAGCAUUACCCGGAUAGAGAGUCCUGUUGCCAUCACCCGGCAACGGUUACAACUGUUACUCUUCAACACUGAAUCCUCAAAAACCAACAGUAUCAUGUCCACGGAAAUUAUGGGGGCAAAUAACGGCUUGAUGAAAGUGCUCACUUUAAAAAAAAAAAAGAAAAAAAAAGAAAAAAAAUAUAAUACAAAUUAUGAUUUUGUGAAUCAGAUGUAUUGCAAUCCUUAUUAAAACCCCACGUUUUCUGUGGGGGAACCUGAAAAAUUAUCUUUUCAAUGGAGAGAGACGAUAUAAAGGUCUACCGGUAAGGGGGGGAGAGGCGCUCGGGAGAAGCGCUCGGGAGAGCUCGUGCUGCAUGUUACCUGUACGGAGCCGCAUACCUGUGUAGAGCAUCCUCUUCAGCAUUAAAAAAAGACCUGGUGCCUUACA
This is a messenger RNA of Megalops cyprinoides (Indo-Pacific tarpon), 2420 nucleotides long. RefSeq names its product purine-rich element binding protein Aa (gene puraa). Gene Ontology annotation, biological process: regulation of transcription by RNA polymerase II. The transcript has 2 exons. Gene Ontology annotation, cellular component: nucleus. The coding region runs from base 167 to 1033 and encodes 288 amino acids. NCBI's taxonomy places the organism in Eukaryota, Metazoa, Chordata, Actinopteri, Elopiformes, Megalopidae. Gene Ontology annotation, molecular function: RNA polymerase II transcription regulatory region sequence-specific DNA binding; DNA-binding transcription factor activity, RNA polymerase II-specific; purine-rich negative regulatory element binding. The record is from RefSeq and is a predicted model, not a curated record.